Molecule: messenger RNA, 945 nt
Organism: Microbotryum saponariae
Lineage: Eukaryota; Fungi; Basidiomycota; Microbotryomycetes; Microbotryales; Microbotryaceae
Source: the annotation of a GenBank genome assembly
AUGGCAACAUCGACCGUUCGCCAAGGUGUCCCUCCGAACGUAGACGAGGCUGGUCUGAACCAAGUCCUCGAUCGUCUCCGUCUUGUCGGAUCGGAGCCAUUACCGUGUAUUCUGCGACGCGAGGAACGCGACGCGAUUCUGAGCGCGCUUCUUUCGGUGACUGCGCUUGACACUGACCAGGAAGCUCUUAUGUACGUAGCUUGGUGUUUGAGAGCAACAAACGAUCACUAACAACCGUAUAUUGAACCCUCAGCGAUGCUGUUGAUGCUGGCCUCGAUCAAGCCGGUGCAGAAGAAGAAGAUCGACAGCUUCAAACGAUCCUGGCCGAAGCAUCUCAUGAGCAUGAGCAAUCCGUGAGUGAACACAAUUCUCGGCUGAUCGAUGCAUCUACUGAUACAGACCCAUGUUCCCAACCAGUGGGAAGCGCCCCCGUACCCGCGUCAUCUUCUAGAGAAGGGGGCCCUCUACUCUGUCCCCCCACUCGACUUGGACAGCUCAGCUUGCUCGCUCGACGACAUGCACACCAAUGCCGACACCUCGAGAAAAUCAAGUUUAAGGGUGGCGCGCAGAACGUAGCGUCAGAUCAACCCUUUGCCCAAGACCGCACCGAGCACCGCGGCAACGUGCAUUCUGCCGCACUUCGACGGAUAGUCGAGACAAUGGGAAUGGACAGGUAUCGACAGUUUGUGGGGAACGAGAGGAACCUUCGCUUCAGCAAUUCAGGGGCAAAUAUCCGGGAGAAGACGUUGCACGAGCAAGCGACAAGUGCGAUCAUCACCCAGGGACGAUCUCACGUUAGUCGCUGAUUCGUGAUGUAUCAUGACCCAAACUGAGGUGCGCCUUUUCCUGCGCUGACGUUUAACUCCGACGCCACAGGACAAAAUCAAAGGACGACAAGAGGUCUAUGGUCAGAUCAUGUCGAACCACGUACUCGAAGUUGUUUGA